AACUCCUCCUCCACCGCUCCUUCUCUUUCCCCGAAGGCAAGAGGAGUUUCUUUAGUUUAACCUCGUUCAGCCUGACUUGACACUCAGAGACGCAAGAGACAACAUGAAGGCAUCACGUUCUUGGCUGACUCUCCUAGGACCAGGGCUCCUUCUUUAUCUGCUGCCUCUAGUUUUAAAGGUAACCGGACUCAGGUCUGUUGAUGGAGGGCAUUCUUAUCCAGAGUCAUAUAAAGGAGUGGUUGGUGGAAAUGUCAGCUUCUACUGCCCUGUAGAUAAAACAAAGAAUUUGGAUUUUCUUUACUUCCAGAAAGUUGUCGUCAUUGGAGAACAAAUUUUCUUUAAUGGCUACCACUCAAAACCUCUAAAACCACAACCAAGGACAGAAAUGGACCAGAGCAACACAAUAAUGCACAUCUAUGAACUAACCUCAUCCGACAGUGGGGAAUACGAAUGUCAUUAUAUGUAUAAAGACGAUCAAACGGUUAACACGGUUAAGAUACAUCUUAGUGUCACAGCUCUCUUCAGCAAGCCUGUUAUAACAAACAACUGUAACCAAGCAAAUGGCAUCCCAUUAGAAUGUGAAGUUAAAUGUGAGGCACAUAAUGGGUUUCCAAACAAAAAAAUUAAGUGGAAUGAACUUCGAAACAUCAGCAAAGAAAUGUGGAACAUUCUCAGGAACAAUGAAGUACCGACCAAAACAGAAUUGGUUAAUAUCUCCAGCACUGCGUCUUUUAACUGCUCCGUUGGUGAACUGAAGGUAUCCUGCUCUGUGGACGGCAUCACCUCAGAUAUCAUCUCAGUGUGUUAUUCUAAGGCCUCCCCUGACCAAUCUGCAAACCUCAUUAUUGUGAUAGCUGCAGUAGUUUGUGUACUUGUGGGGAUUGCGAUUCUUUGCGUGUUCAAAUUCAAGAAAAGAACAACUGAAGCAGAAAACACAAGAUCAAAUGGACAUCCAGAGGAGGUCAGAGUUCUGAAUAAUUUGGGAUCCUGAUUAUAUAAAAGAACAUUUGAACUGCAGGUCACCUGUCCUGGAAAAUGGGACAUAAGCUAUUUGUCACUGGAAUGCACACGGCAUCUAAAGCCUGCACAGGCAUGCCCACCGAGUCUGAGACUCAGCAGGGAGUGACAGUGCGCUGUCAGAGCAGAAGAAGGUAUUUACAUUAAACUGGGUAAAUUGUUCGUCAUUGAACAACAGUGGUUAAAUUUCCAAAGAAAUUACAUUUCUGCUGGGGCGUGCUGCUGUUCUUAGCACAUGAUGUAAAAGUACAUGCAAUGGAAACUCCUUCACUGCAGACGAGAAGUAAAACUAAACCUGACAAAGACUUCUGUUACAGUGAGUGGUGCUGGAGUGACCGCUCUACAUUCACAUUUGCUGAUCUAGUUUUGAAUGUUCUGAUGUCUCAGCACACUUAAGUUAACCUUGUUUUAACACAAUAAGUAAUAAUAUAACAAUAAAAAGUCAUGUUUAAUAGUAGAAAAAGUUGGGUUAAUUAUGUGGCAGAAAUAACUAGUAGCAUGAGGUUCAAGGAACUGUAAAUGGCAGGAUGUCAGUAUUGUGAUUGCACUUAAAUGUGCACUUUGAUAGUAUGCUAUCAGUUCCAAUAAAGUGCAAUAUUUAUAUGAGGAUUUUUUUCUUCUUUUUAACUGAACUUUGUUCCUGUUCUCAUGUACAAAAAUGUGACCAUAUAUGUUGGACUAAGACCAGUUAUUUAAGUUAUUGUGUCGUAGUUUUUCAUGAUGUUUUGACAAUAAAAUGUUUACCCUGUUUACACGGUUUAGGGAAAGGAGCUGUCUGUUAUUUCCCUUUCCCUUUGCUCUUAAUUACCAGACAGCUUUAACAAGCUGCUUUCAUUUCCCUAAAGUGUGUGACAGUUCUCCUCAGGAACACGUCUGUCUUUCUCUGUGUGAUCAGAUUUUUUUGUAUGUACAUUUUUUAAAUAACAAAUAAAAUAUCUAUUUAAAAAUUAA
This is a messenger RNA of Girardinichthys multiradiatus, 1968 nucleotides long. Its product is annotated as CD276 antigen homolog. Gene Ontology annotation, cellular component: external side of plasma membrane. Bases 104 to 991 code for a protein of 295 amino acids. Gene Ontology annotation, biological process: T cell costimulation; positive regulation of T cell proliferation; cell surface receptor signaling pathway. NCBI's taxonomy places the organism in Eukaryota, Metazoa, Chordata, Actinopteri, Cyprinodontiformes, Goodeidae. The record is from RefSeq and is a predicted model, not a curated record. The transcript has 8 exons.